Wasmannia auropunctata (little fire ant) is the source of this 3278-nucleotide messenger RNA. RefSeq names its product calcium channel flower (gene fwe). The transcript has 4 exons. Bases 1 to 561 code for a protein of 186 amino acids. The record is from RefSeq and is a predicted model, not a curated record. Gene Ontology annotation, cellular component: membrane. Gene Ontology annotation, biological process: vesicle-mediated transport. Lineage: Eukaryota; Metazoa; Arthropoda; Insecta; Hymenoptera; Formicidae.
AUGUACAUGAGAUUAGUAGAAGAGACAAGAAACACAACUGUCGUUGAAAUCGCGGUCGCAAAAAAGGAAGAAGGCAAGAGAAAGUGUAAUAUACAGAAAUUGCCCUGUUUAUUUGCAGUUGCAAUUUUUCUUGGAGCAUGGAAUUGCGCGUCGAUACUUUUCGGUCAGGUUGAUUGCUUAAUUAGCGGUAUGUGGCAAAUGAUAGCUGGUUUUCUGGUUGUAAUAAUCGAAGCGCCUUGCUGCUGUUUGUUCAUCGACUUUGUACUGAAUUUAAGCGAUUGGGUGGAGAAGAAACCGUAUUGGAAUAGAGCGGCUGUAUAUUGUUUAAUAGCAUUACCAGCAGUCUUCCUAUGUCCAGGAAUGAGUAGUAUAUUUGGCAGUGGUUUAAUAUUUACAACGGGUAUAAUAUAUGGAUUGAUGUCUUUGGGCAAAAAGGCACCUUUUGGCGAAAUGAGAACAGCAGCAACGGAUGUUCAAGCUCCAUCAUCGAGCAUGCGGUCCACACUAGUUGAAAAUACUCAGCCAAUCGGUGUUAGCAGUACUCCAGCUAGUAUUGUUUGAUCAUUAGGAAUUAAUUGGGUGAGCAAUCUAAUUUUGUUUUUUUUUUUGUUUUGUACGAAUGAUCGUAAGUGAUAUAAUUAAUCGUUUAAAUGAUCAGUAGCUUAAAUAAGUAAAUGAGCGUACACGCUUCGUUUUACCUCAGCUCCAUCAUUGAUAUAAAUUUGUGAUCGAAGUGUCCUACCAGUAGCUUCGCAAGACAUUUAUCACCCUUGGGACAAAGUUGAAUACAAAUUGUGUCGCAGAUAUAUAAACGUGUUAGAAUUUGAAAAAUCUAGAAAGAAAUUUCUUGGACUUUAACACUUAAUGGAAUUCUUCUAUUUUUAAUCUGUUCUUAUUUGAACGUGCAAAAUACACGGGUAAGAAUUGUAUAUGCUUGUUACACUUUAUGUUUGUAUGAAAUGUGUAUGUAAAAUGAAGUGGGAUAUAUUACGAAGACAGUAUAGAAAAAGGAUUUGUUGCUUCAUUUUAAUAAUGCCAAAGUCAAAGACUGUCAUAGAAAAUGAUGUUGUUCUAUGUGGGCCUAGCUAUCCGUAGGCCCAUUUGUCCAUUGUAUGUCAUGAAAUGUUAACAAAACGGAACAGUAGAAAAUUGUAGAUGAUGCAAUUUGUUUGAACGUAUAUAAUAUUAAAGCGAUUUAUUUUGCAAGCAAAUUAGUUAAGUAACUCAACAAGUGGAAACUGAACAAUACUUCCGCGAUAGUUUCGCAUUUCAAUUGUAAAACGCAUUGCUUUCAGAAUAUUAUGUUAAGAAUCGAGAAAAGUCAUAAUAUAUUAGUUUGAUAUUUCUUUUAUGUAUAAAUAGAUAAGCUUCUCUCUGCCAAAAUAAACUGUACAUGCAUAAAAUUUAAAUGUGUUUUGAAACAGCGCUAUUUGUACGGUAUUAUAAUUUUUAUUACAGUACUGUAAACUCGAUUACUGUACAAAACAUAAUGAUGAAGCCUUGAAUACGUACGCAGAGUAAGUUAAUUACGCCAACGUUUAUAUUUUCGCUUUUAAUCUAAGAAUUUGAUAGAUGAAAUAUUCAAUUUAAUUUUUCUUUACUGCAUACGUAUUAGAACGUAUUUUAUUUUAUGCAGUUUAAAAAGUGUAUUUUAAUAUAAUGCAUUUAUAUUAAAGAAAGCCCGUAUGUAUUGAUAAGUUAACCAAUUAUCUUAUCGUGCGAUAUGGCAGAGGGAUAUAAUAAUCUCUAUUAGUGUUACGCGUCAUGUAUCAGACGAAUUUUGUAUACCUAAUCACAAAUAUAUUGCAUACAUACAGGUUGUGUCAUUUCUAUUGUAUUUAAUAAGAAAGUUGAGUUGAGAAAAAAAGUCGUUUUCUUUAAAAAAAAACAAAAAACAAGUAGGUUCUAAGAAUAGCUAUAUAAUUACGUGACACAUAUCUUGUAUAUAUGCAUAUAUUCUUUCCAGAUGAUUGCAUUUCUAAUAGUUCAUUUCAAAUGAUUGAAAAUAUAAAUUUUGUAAAUAUGAUUUUAAACUAAAUGAAAAUGUUAGAGAUUGUGAACUGGGCACUUAGGGCACUUAGUCGCAUGUCCGAUACUGUUCUGCUUAUGUUCUGAAUAUGUUUUCUAAAUUACUGACAUUAGAUGUGCCAAAAGUGCUCAUUUAUCAUCAAUAGUCAUUCCGCAUUAGCUAACAUUUUUAUUUGUAAUAUUUGUGCCGAUAUCAUAUACCUAAAUUUUUUCGAUAUCGUAUACAUUUCUUUUGUAUUCUAAAUAUUUGAAUUUAUAUUACAAAUGUUUUCUCCUUGUCCCAUACAUUCCUAUAUGUUACUUAAUUUAUUUAAGACAAAACCAUGUAAGAUGUUGUAUUAUCGUCUAGUUUUUACUUGAUGAAAUAAUUUAUAUUUAGAAAAAUGAUUGCUCAUAAUAAAAUAAAUUCUUGUGAUUGAUGCAGUCAUGUGUGGACGCAACCGAGAAAUAUCGAUAACUCGAAUGUAUGUGUCUGCAGCGUGUGACAUUUAAUUAUACAAGAUAUCCCACUUCUAUAGAAGAAACUGUUAAAAUGAUAGGUCUUUUAAAUAAAUGAAGGACCUAAUAUUAACAAUAAAAUGUCAAUAGCUUUUAAAUUAUAAGCAAAUGAAAUUAAAUUUUUUCCUGAUUAAGCUGUUGGAAAGAUAAGGCAAUUUUAGUCUUUAUUUAAUUUCAAGUAAAUUCUCGUUAGAAAGAAUUUGUCGAUAUUUGUUAAAGAUUCUGUCAUUAUAAUAAUUUAUCUCACAAAAGUGGAAUAUCCUGUGUAUAUGCUACGUAUAUAAAUUUGCUGAGUAUUUUUGACUUAAAUUCUCAAGAUUAAUCAGCAUAUAUUAGAAUAAUCUCUCUCGAAUGUAAUCCUCGCAAUUAAUGAAUAUAAUAUAGUGAAGAGUAAAAAUAUUUCAGCUCUGAUGUAAUGAGUCAAAAUUUAUCUUGCACUAAAUUUUUUUUCUAUAAGUCUUGCCUUCUCUUCCAGUAAUUCGUCCGACAAUUGACCGCUAAAGUAAAGAGAGAAAAAACUUGGUGCAAAUGCAGUUUAACUACAUUACAUUCAAGCAGGAUAAACUUUUUGCUCUCCAUUAUAUAUAUAAAAAUUGAAGGAUAUAUGUGAUUAUUAUUCUCUUAGUAAUUCUGCAGUUGCUAUAUUUGCUGAGAAAAAUUAAUAAUUAUAUUCUUUAAGUAAAUAUAGCUCAUUUAAGAUAUAGAAAACAAUGUUCUCUAUGCGAGUAAAAAUUUAAGAUAUUGCAUAGUAA